Molecule: messenger RNA, 3138 nt
Organism: Opisthorchis viverrini
Lineage: Eukaryota; Metazoa; Platyhelminthes; Trematoda; Opisthorchiida; Opisthorchiidae
Exons: 6
Coding region: 280-3030 (916 amino acids)
Biological process (GO): mRNA 3'-end processing
Cellular component (GO): RNA polymerase II, holoenzyme
Molecular function (GO): RNA polymerase II complex binding
Source: RefSeq, a predicted model, not a curated record
GUUGUCCUGCGCUGCUCGACCGGCUGAACUGUUAAUUAAGUUACUACGAAAUUGGAUGGUUUUGUGUCCGAAGGAGUCAUAAAAUAGGGAUCUGAUUUAUACAUGAGUUUUCUCUGUAACGGUUCGGGGGUCGCAUCCUACGAGUCACUGAAACCAAUGAGAACGCGAGACUUGGCUUUGCGUUAGCUGAACUGCUGGACACUUCACUCUGAGCUUCGCGGUCGCCUCACCUUUACCGGGCGUUUCUGUCUGCUGUUUUGAAGCGUAUCCAUUGUUCGGAUGAUUCCCGGAUACUUUCCAUUUCUCUCCUUGUCAGGGGACCCAACGGCCAUUCCACUGCAUCCAUCCAUACUUCAUUCAGCCCUCUUGCAGGGGACCAGUGGGGUACAGCAGCCACUGUCUUCAACCCAACUUUUACAGCAUGCACUUCUUCAAGACUCUCUUCGUGUUCUCGGCGCCAAUGUUUUUACUUCGCUCCUGUGCUCUCCGCAGUUGGGUUGCUCUGCCACUGUCGGGAAUGUCGGAAUUUUAGGUGGGCCUCUACAACCAACCCCUGUAAAUUCUGCUACCGGUGUUGCCCCACUGUUGCUCUAUCCUGCAUUAAACGCUGCUCCGUUACCCGGUAACUCAACCGAGGAUCCGUCUAAAAGUGUAGAUUCUCACACAAUCGUCCGUGCUCCAGUGAUCUACAAGAAUGCUCCCGCCGUUAAGUGGUAUCGUGCAUUGAGAACUCCUUCCGUUUUCGCUUUCCGUGUGAUCCCACUGGUUAAGCGCCUGGAGUUGCCUUUUGAUUUCUAUAUUGUCUUGGUGCUUUAUCUCUGUUUUCCUAUCGCUUUUAGUCCCUCGGCUGAAUCACAAUCCGACCAAUCCUGCUGGUUCGUGAUAGGUGCUUGUCAUGCGGUUUGCUGCUGUCCUUAUCCGUGUAUGUGUCCUUUAUUGUUUGUGGCACUUGCAUCUGCACACGUACACUUUUGUGGUGACUCUGUUACUAAUUGUUUUUCUGCGCCAAUCGAUGCUGGUAUCCUCGCGCUCCGUGCUUUGCUCGCCUACUUUGUCCGUUUAAUUCCAUUACCUGAAGACGACUCGGUUGUUGAUACGCUUUGUUUGUUCAUCUAUUUCUGUUUUUCGGGAAAGACGACUAACUCUGAUGGUGACGGUUCUCAAAGCGGUUCUGAUGCCUUGAAAAGCAGCGAACAGAGUCCACCUGACCGCAUCGUUGCAUCUUACGCGGCUGCGGCUCAUGCUGCUGCUUUGGUCAAUCAUCAACCUGUCUCCAAAGCUGCUGAAAAUUUUCUCUCAGUGACGUCGACUGUUCGCCCCAGGCAUUCAAAACGAUCCCGUAUCCAGACGUCUUCGGUUACCAGUCGGCUAGGAGUCUUUGAAUCUGCGCCGCCGUCUACCACAGUUCCUGUGUCAGCAAACUGUGUAGAAGGGAAAACGAGCACCUCUACCCUUCAGUCGGGUGUUACCACGUCUGGCGAUAGCGAAAGGCGAGCGGGAUGGUCACGCAUUCUUGAUCGGAAGACCGGGACUGUGGAGUAUAUUUCACCAGAAGGGUCCCAUCUUCGAAAACGUGAGGAGGUGAUCAUGUACCUUCGAGCGAAAUAUCCUGGUUUGGACAACUCGGAUCGGUAUGACGAUUUGGCUACCAGUUUCGUCUUCGAACCAAUUGCAGACGCUCCAAUCCCUACAGAUAGUUUUCCUGCUUUCACUCAGGUCCUAUCAUCUAACCAAUCCAUCAAUCCUUCCACCAGUCCUGCGCAAACGACAGAAACGGCCACAUGUUCUCCGUACAAUCAAUCUUCAACCAUAUCAGACCAAUCCGGAGUGAAACUUGCAGGUUCUGCCUGCCGAAUUUCUUUCAAUCCAAAUCGCUCCAUAGAAGAGGAUUUUUGUUUGACCAAGCGGCGACGUGUAUUGUCAUCUGCAGUUCAGGAGGAACAGGAUAAGUCGGCUACAAAGGCAGAUUCUCACGUUCAGCCGGUUGAACACGACCAGUUGCCACCUGAAUUGCUUCCCGGUUCUUUUCCAGAGGCAGAUGCGCCUACUUCAGGCUCAAUAGAUCCACUGCCGUCUUCUACGGAACUUUCUUCCAAAAAAACUGAAAAUUGUGAAUUAAACACUAUCCACAGCUCUUCACCCGCCAUUACCAAGACUGACUCAUCAGAAGCUUCAAUAAUACCAACUGUGAUGGCACCAUGUGUGCUUAAUGCAAAUGUGAUAACAGAAGAUCGCCCAACCAAUUCGGAAAAUUCAGCGGCAGACUGCUUGUCUUCUUCCCCAAAACCCAUAGUCAAUGGAACUUCUACUUCUUACGAACAUACGGGAUUCUCGUCUCCCAGCACAUUGGGUCAACGAAACAUUGAUACUGUUGCGAAGGUUAACACCGAAACAGUCACAACAGGUCUUCUUCACUCAUCACUUUCUUCCAGUAGUUUAUCAGUUUUACCAUCUGUUGUUCCUUACUCUGACCGGUGCUCUGCACCUAACAGUGAGGCGGGAUCGGCAACGCCAGCCCAGGUUACUCAGAUCACGUCCUUUUCAGUACCCGGGAGCACUAACCAAACGAUCGCUUUAAAUCAGCUGAUUGCCACUGCGCGUUUGGCUCAAGUUCAGCAGCAGCAGCAGCAGCAACAACAACAACAACAACAACUCCUAGCAGCAAUAGCUUCCCUAUCAGCUGAUACUAUGAGCAAUCAUUCUCUACCAGCGACACAUUUGGUUAACAGUCCAUCUCAUUUGAACCCCCUUCUUCUUUCCAACGCUUCGCAAUGCAAUGCACCAUGGAAUACAGGUUCCUGGAUGGAUCUAGUUUCAUCAACUACCGCAAAUCCCUCUUCCUCUCUUCAGCAACAGCUAAUGGCAGCUGCCGCCAUACAGCAGCAACAACAGCAACAGGCUGCUCUCUCCAUCUUAUUGCAGAAGCAACAACAGGCUUUGUCAACAGUACAACCCCAACUUCUCAGUCCCGUCUCACAGGUUCAGGCCUACCUAGCUGCUGUUCAGCGCCAGUUUUUCCCGACGACUUAGAUCGGGAUCGCGUCUGGUUGGAUACGCGGCGAGAUGUGGCUGCUAAUAGAUGUCUAUGGCGUUCUUGUUAGUUUCUAUUCAUAUUACUUGGAUGAGAGUCUGGAAGUG